AUUACCUUCCAUGCACACUCGCAAGAUGUCAACGCUGUGCAAUUCCAUGCGGAUGGGCUUACCUUUGGUACGGGAUCUGAUGACGGAACGUGUGCGCUGUUUGAUCGGCGCUCUGCACAUGAGCUUGUUCGAUAUGGAGAUGACGAUGUUGGUGGGAGCAGCAAUCGGAGACGAAGACCUUUGCACAUUGUUACGUCAAUUGCAUUCUCGCAUUCGGGACGCAUUCUGUUUUCAGGAUAUUCAAACCAUAAAUGUAGAGCAUACGACACACUGACAGGUAAACUGCUGUUCGACCUAGUCCAUGAUGGACAGGUUAGUGCAGUCGCCAUGUGCCCCGACGGGACUGCCCUAGCCACAGCCAGCUGGGAUCAGCAGGUAAGGAUAUGGGCCCCAUUUCACCAGCGGCGACAGAGCAUGGGUAAUCAGCAUAGGAAGUAGGGGAUCAGUUCUAUGAGCGCUACCCUCGGUCUCAAGGAGUGCAAAAGUUUGGCGAUUGAUGAAGGGCGGGAGUGCAUGCCUGUCCCGCAUUUCUGCGACCGUCCAAGACUCCAGAAGGGCCGGAGCGCACCCAGUUCCGGCGUUUCUGCUACUUCCGGAGACUCCAAGACGCAGCAGCUCAACGCAAAAAAAAAAUCCCAGGAAAACCGUAUCAAGGUCUUCCCGUGCCAUAUCGGUGGCAUCAUAAGAUGGCGAUCUUGGAGAUGGAUGUCAAGUCUGCUGAUGAGCAAAUGUCGAGCGGCGAGUUAUGGAGAUGUGUCUGAGCCAUUUACUUUGUUGCAUGGGUAUAGCAAGUGCGAGUGUCGAUUGUCGAAUAACAAUAAAUGUGUCGUUGAGUGGGAUGUCGUUGCUUCGUGCUGUACUGCACGAAGCGCUUCCCAUCCCACGGCUGUGUUGCGAAUGCUGGAUAUGCAUGCCAUUUGCGUUGAUGACAACGGCAAACACCACCGCCAGAAAGUUAGUUUGGCUGUGCAGUUGAAAGCAUGCAAAAUUGCAAAUCAUGCAAAUGUUGGAUUAUGUGGAUGGAAAAGGAAAAAGGUCGUCACGAGAAGAACAAGCUAGUUUGGCUGUACGGGCGAUCCGGUGGCAAGCAUAGGAAAGCGAAAGCGCCAAGUCCCGUUCGAACGGUGGCUUAUGGAAUAAUAACGUGGUGGUGGGCAUCAGGCAGCCAGGCUCUUGGGUGUUUCGAUGUGUACUCUUUUGCUUGUCAGAAGUGGGGGGUUAUGGUGUCUUUAUCAAUGGCUCAUAAAAGAAUGUUUCAAAUCAUGCAAAUGUUGGAUUAUGUGGAUGGAAAAGGAAAAGGGUCUUCACGAGAAGAAGCUAUAGUUUGACCGUACGGCCCAUCCGGUGGCGAGCAUAGGAAAGCGAAAGCGCCAGCCACGGUUUGACUGGUGGCUUAUGGAAUAAUAACGUGGUGGCGGGCAUCAGGCAGCCAGGCUCUUGGGUGUUCCGAUGUUUACUCUCUUCUUGUCAGAAGUGGGUUUUUUAUGAUGUCUUUAUCGAUGGCUCGUAAAAGAAUAUGCUUCAAAGCAUGCAAAUGUUGGAUUAUGUGGAGGGAAAAGGAAAAAAGGCCCCAUCCGGUUGCAAGCAUAGGAGAACGAAACCGCCGAAGUAGUACUCUAAUUUUCUUGUCAGAACCGUUUUUUUUUUUUUUUUUUUUUAAUGGGGUCCUUGUCGAAAUGUUGGAUUAUGUGGAGCGAAAAGGAAAAAGGCCCCAUCUGGUUGCGAGCAUAGGAAACUGAAAGCGCCGAAGUACUCUUUUCUUGUCAGAAGGGUUUUUUUUAUGGUGUCUUCAUUGACGGCUUAUAAAAGAUGCUUCAAACUUCAAAGCAUGGAAAUGUAGGAUUGUGGAAAGAAAAGUUUAAAGGCCAUCACGAGA
Chara braunii is the source of this 1876-nucleotide messenger RNA. NCBI's taxonomy places the organism in Eukaryota, Viridiplantae, Streptophyta, Charophyceae, Charales, Characeae. The record is from the annotation of a GenBank genome assembly.